Molecule: messenger RNA, 1341 nt
Organism: Dendronephthya gigantea
Lineage: Eukaryota; Metazoa; Cnidaria; Anthozoa; Malacalcyonacea; Nephtheidae
Product: protein arginine methyltransferase NDUFAF7, mitochondrial-like
Exons: 13
Coding region: 47-1297 (416 amino acids)
Biological process (GO): mitochondrial respiratory chain complex I assembly
Cellular component (GO): mitochondrion
Molecular function (GO): protein-arginine omega-N symmetric methyltransferase activity
Source: RefSeq, a predicted model, not a curated record
CAAAAUGUGAUUUUUUAUAAUAUUAUAGUUUAGUUUCCACCUCUCUAUGAUGAUUUGUGGGUUGAGGAGGAUGUUAGAUACGACUAAGAACAGGUUCAUUCAUUAUCCCUACGUGUUCAAUAUUAAAUUUAAAAAGUGUCUACGGAAACUACAUACCAAUGCAUCAAAAUCCAGAGAAACUGAGUUAGUAAAGGAACUCAAAGCUAAAAUCAAGUUCUCGGGGCCUAUCACGGUGGCAGAGUAUAUGAAGGAAGUCCUCUCCCAUCCUCUCGUGGGUUAUUACAUGAAGAAAGAUGUAUUUGGUUUGGAGGGAGAUUUUAUAACAUCGCCUGAAAUCAGUCAGAUUUUCGGAGAGUUAAUAGGUAUUUGGUUCUACGAAAGAUGGCUUUAUAAUGGUUCACCGCGGGACAUCCAGUUUGUUGAACUAGGUCCUGGGCGUGGAACACUUAUUUCAGAUAUUCUCCGGGUUUUCGCCAGAUUGGGUAGAAUUUCAGAACAUCUGAGCUUGCAUCUUGUUGAGAUCAGUCCUGCAAUGAGAGAAAUGCAGAAAAAAAUUUUAUGCAUUAGCGAUCAGAAGCAAGACGUGCCUAUGAACAGCAACACAACCAAAGAUGGCAUACCAGUAACGUGGCAUCAUGAUAUCUCAGAUGUGCCAAAAGGUUGUUCGUUUUACCUGGCACACGAGUUCUUUGACGCGCUUCCCAUACAUGAAUUUCAGAGGACUCGACAUGGAUGGCGUGAGGUAAUGGUGGACGUAGAUGAAGACGGACCGCAUCACUUGAAGUUCUGUCUGGCGCCUUCAAACACGCCGGCAUCUGUUUUGCUGCCCAAAGGCAAAGAUCUUAAAGCAGACAAAAUUGAGAUCCGACCUCAGGCUCAAGUAAUCGUUGAGGAAAUGGCACAAAACAUUAAAAAACAUGGCGGUUCUUCACUGAUUGUUGAUUAUGGCGAUGUUGACAGCGAGAGGAACACCUUGCGGGCCUUUCAAAACCAUCAACUUGUACAUCCACUCUUUGAGCCAGGUCAUUCUGAUCUCACUUCAAAUGUUGAUUUCUCGGCUUUAAAAGAAAUAUUUUCUCAAUAUAAAGUUUCGACAUUUGGUCCCGUAAGGCAACAGGAUUUUCUAAAAGCGAUGGGAAUUGAUGUUCGAAAACAGGUUCUGCUCAAGAAAGCAAGUGUUGAACAAGUCACAAAUAUAGAAACUGCUUACAGAAUGUUAACUGACGACAAUGAAAUGGGAAAUUGUUUUAAAUUUUUCGCUGGCACAGGUGGAAGUGAGAAACCCCCUGGGUUUUAAAACGGUGGUCCUGCGAAGCUGAAAUAAAUCCUAAACAAUCUUGA